Molecule: messenger RNA, 3237 nt
Organism: Scleropages formosus (Asian bonytongue)
Lineage: Eukaryota; Metazoa; Chordata; Actinopteri; Osteoglossiformes; Osteoglossidae
Gene: rtca
Product: RNA 3'-terminal phosphate cyclase
Exons: 11
Coding region: 305-1399 (364 amino acids)
Biological process (GO): RNA processing
Cellular component (GO): nucleus
Molecular function (GO): RNA-3'-phosphate cyclase activity
Source: RefSeq, a predicted model, not a curated record
GAUUCGCUCGUUUCGAAAAGGGAGGAAGAGCAGUCACGUUGUGUUGUGUGAAAUAAAAGCGGUCGCAUCAGCAGUUUUUGUUUCUGUAAACACGGUGCAGGGCGCUGUGGGAACUUCGCGCUCGGCUCAUCAUUGUCUGCGCGCAGUCGCCGCUCGUUUCUGUCCUCCGAGCGCAGGACGAGAGUCGCCUGCUGCAUCGACCUGCUCGCCGCCAAUCCUCCUCUCUUCUUCCACACACUCGCUCCACGGCUCUCGGGCCGGGAAACUAUACUUAAAAAUCCAUACUUUUCUUCCUUCCAGAAAAAUGGCCGCAACGACGCUGGAAAUGGACGGAAGCGUAAUGGAGGGGGGCGGUCAGAUACUGCGGGUGUCCGCGGCGCUCAGCUGCAUCCACGGUUCGCCCAUCAAGAUCAACAAGAUCCGAGCGGGGAGAAGCACACCGGGGCUCAGGCCUCAGCAUCUGUCGGGUCUGGAGCUGCUCAGGGACAUGAGUGACGGCAAUCUGGAGGGGGCCCUCGUGGGCUCCACGGAAAUCACGCUGACCCCCGGCAAAAUCAAGGGUGGCAGUCACCUGGCAGACACCCAUACUGCGGGGAGCGUGGGGCUGCUUCUACAGGUGUCCCUUCCCUGCACGCUCUUUGCUGAUGGACCCUCGGAGCUUUGUCUGAAGGGGGGCACCAAUGCUGAGAUGGCCCCGCAGAUUGACUACACCCUCAAGGUGUUCAAGCCAAUCGUGGAGAAAUUUGGGGUCCACUUCGAUUGUGAUCUGAAAAUGAGGGGAUACUACCCCAAAGGAGGAGGUGAGGUGGUGGUGAAGGUGAACCCAGUGAAGGAGCUCAGUCCUGUUACUAUGAUGGAGAGAGGAAACAUCACAAAGAUCUAUGGCAGGGCCUUUGUUGCUGGUGUUCUGCCCUUUAAGCUGGCAAAAGACAUGUUAACAGCAGCAGUGCGAACCAUAAGGAAGGAGAUAAAGGACCUGUACGUCAAUAUCCAGGCACUACAGGAGAAGGACAAGGCCUGUGGCAAUGGCAACGGCAUCAUCAUCAUUGCAGAAUCCUCCACCGGCUGUAUAUUUGCAGGCUCUUCGCUUGGUAAAAAAGGUGUGUAUGCAGACAAAGUGGGUGUGGAAGCUGCAGAGAUGCUGCUGAGGAACAUCCGACAUAAUGGCUGCGUGGACGAAUUCCUGCAGGACCAGCUCAUUAUCUUCAUGGCACUGGUGAAGGGCACAUCUAGGAUUCGGACUGGUCCGCUCACCUUACACACGCAAACUGCCAUCCAUGUGGCUGAACAGCUGACGAAGGCAAAGUUCUCCGUGACCAAGGCUGAAGAUGAGCACUCCACAGGUGAAACCUACAUCAUCGAGUGCCAAGGUGCUGGAGCCACUAACCCCAACUUCUAGCUGCAUGUUUGCUUAGCCAUUGGCUUGACCUCCAACUGUUCUGCAGUCUCACAUCAGCUUGAAGAUUGGAGGACUAGCUGAGAUACUACUGUGCUUUUGGUUUGUUGGUUGCAGUUUCAUGAACUGAAGUUGUCCCCAAUGAAGUGAUUCUUGAAUGAACAUCCUUGAAAACCUGUCUCCAAGACCCCGCCCCCUCACCCUUAUACUCCUAUUCACGUUCGUUCCCUUACCUUCUGUUACUCAGGGUAUUGCCUUACACUGUAAUAAAUCCGUUUUGAUUUCACUUUUGUUCCAUCUCUAACCAAAUAUGAGAUGUAACCGAUAAUCCAUAAUUGGGAAAGGUGAUUGUGUCAAUUUUCCUACAGCUCCUUUACAAUUUUGUAGAAAUUUUCGCUUUUUUGUAUAAUACCACAUUGGAGCUAAGUGCACUACUUUAACAUGCAAAAUUUGUCACGUUUCAUAAAAAGGCAACAUCAUGCUAGAAAUACAAAGUUACAGUGAGCUGGUUUAUGUCUGACUGAUUUAAAUUAUUGUUUUUUGUUUUUGAGGUUUUCUUCGGGUUAUCUAUAUAUUUAAUUUUUUCAAAUCACCUAGCUGUUUUAGAUUCUUUGCAGAAAGUGCAUUGUGAGGAUUAUGUCAGCAGUUUCAAUCUGGGCAAAGUUAAUCCCCUGGAAAGGCAAAAUCCAGGUUCUCAUUUACCUGUUUAAGUUUUUUCAUGCUUCUGUGGUGUUGAGGGGAGCAGAUGUAAAUGAUUUAUUGAGAAGUGACAUUUUCAGUUUCUGUUUGUUUUGCUCAGAAAGAGUAAAUCUGUAGCAUAAUGUAAUAAGAUGUUGACGAAUGUGAAAGAAAAACACUCUGCUUGUGUGGUUGGAAUAAGACAGCUGACUGCCUUUGCUGAAAUUUAAGCUGCACUUCGUAACCAAUUUUGUUAAAGAUUCCUCACUGCUGAUGUUGGAGGUCUUCGUGGCAGAAGUUGGUUUGUCAUUGCCAUUUUUGCGGUGAGGUUCUUGGGUUGCUUCACCCCGUCUGUCUGAUUGUACAACGUGGUACUGUUUAUACCCUUUUCAUCAUGUUGCCCACUGGCCUAAUCUGACUAGCGUCCUGUGAUCACACCAGGCCUCACCGGCGUCAUUCACUUGAGCGUUUGGUGUGAUUUCCAGCACUUUUCCGGUCAGUUCCUUUUUAAUGGUACUUAGUGUCUCGAGGGUCUGGGCUGAGCAGAAAUAGCCUACCGGAUGUGACUAGCAGCGUAGCGUAGCAGUCCUUGAAAGCUUGCACAACUCCUGACCCCAGGGCCAUUGCCACCUCCUUUGUUUGACUGUGGUAAAAAGGCUAUCAGCUAGGUAACCCUGGUGGUCCUUAUGUGGCCUCUCCAGGGACAGAUGGUAUAGGUCCUUUUCUCAUUCAUUGUAUCCUUUCUCCUAACCUCUUUUUAGCUUAGCAGAUGUAGGGACAAAAAGAUGGUGGGUGAAUUUGUCUGGAUAUAACUGGCCUGGGGAUGGCGGAGUUAUAUAGGUAUUCAAGUGACUUUUUUUUUUUUUUUUUUUUUUUUUUCUCGACUAGCGGAAGUGGGUGUGACUGCUGGCUUUACGGUUUCCUGUCAUUCUACAAGCAGUCUGUCCUGUGCAUCUGUUGUGUUGCUGCAGGUACUUAGACUGGGUUCCAAUAAAUAAAAUCAUGAGUCAUCCUAAAAAUGUUCACAAAAUGGUGUGUUUUCAGUUGUGUGCACUGGCUAGGGAUUUCAGAUGUGCGCAGUGUAGGGGGUUCUCAGAAGUACUGACAGUUGCCCUUCCUUGUAAGUUUGGUUUGCAUUAAAGUUUAAAUGAUGCGUUACUGAA